AUGUGCAGCAUGCAGGACGAGUUUGCCGCCAUGCGUGUCGAGUACGAGGCCCUCUUGGCCGAAAAGGAGAACUGGCACCGCGAGUCCAUGGAGAUGCAUCACAUGAUCAACCAGCUGCAGUUUGACAAGGAGGAGCUUGUCCGCACCCACACGCUCGAGUCGGGCGAGCUUCGCAAGAAGGUCUCCGUCCUCACCGAACGUCUCGAGGCGGCCACCAGCAACGGCAUGGCCGCUGCGCCCAGCACCACCUUUACCGACUUUGCCUCGGAAAUGGACAACCUCAACAUGGGCCACAGCGACUGGGACAACUACAUCUUUGUCAACGACUUUGCCUCGGACGAGCAGACGCCCCCUCAACAGACGCAAGAACUGUCGCUCGUCUCCCGCACCAAGGAGGAGGAGAAGCCUGUCGCCUCUGGCCUUCUUCUCAUGCUCCUCUUGUGUGGCGCCUUUGUCGCAAGCAAGUCUGGCACCGCCGCCCCGCCGAUUCCACGUAUGCCUGAUGAGGUGCGCGCGGCCUCGGCUACCGUGCUGGACAGCAUCUUCAAGGAUGCUGGUGUCUCUACCACGCUGAACGAGCAAGGCAUCAUUGCGAAUCAUGUCACCGGCAUGGAACCCACGCCUUCGGGCAUGGCCUGGCCCAAGACCACCCUCUCUGGCUCCGAACUGGCUGGCCUCUCUGGCUCCCACCUCGAUCAACUGCACUCCCAUCUCACCGGCCCGACCAAGGACCAAGAGCACGAACAGCUCUUCUCCGUCACCCCUGCGCAAUACAACAGCCUGACCUCGAUGGACUUUACUCGCCAAAGAUAUAGCAUGACGACGGACGAGCUCAGUGACCCACUCUCGCCCGGCUCCCAACCCUCGCAUCGUCGCAACCUGGCCGAAACCCUGGCCGCCAUGCGCGAGCAGAACAAGGGUGACUCGGCCGCCGAAAUCUACACUCGCAGUCUGCUCUGGGACAAGAUCGCUCCCGAGGUUGUCCACGAGUUCAAGCGCAUCGUCGAAGAGUCGGCUGCCAUGUCCCGACCGACGACGUCGGAUGGCCCGACCAAGGUCGAAACCUGA
Plenodomus lingam JN3 is the source of this 1068-nucleotide messenger RNA. Lineage: Eukaryota; Fungi; Ascomycota; Dothideomycetes; Pleosporales; Leptosphaeriaceae. The record is from RefSeq and is a predicted model, not a curated record.